UCGCCUGAGUUGCUCCGGUGACUGAAAGUGAAGCCUCUUCAAUCUGUCAUAUAGAAGCACCACCACGGUCGUCUCACUCAGUCCAUGAAGAUUCAUUUAAUGUUUUCCUUCAGCGACUUCGAGACGGUUGCGAACUUGGAAGACUCAGCUGCGGAGCCUUUUCUCUGACACUUUGAAUGAGAAGUACACGGAUCUGGAGCGAAUAGAUAUGGAGUCUGAAGAGGAUCUAGUGGCUCCUAUCCCAGCCUUCUCUCAUAAACUCUCACCUUCAAGAAGCUUCUCCGCCGCUCCUCCCCAAAACCUCACUACGCAGUGCAGCUUACCGUCUGCAGGAAACAUCCCUUCUGCCGUCUGUGGUGAGUCAAUACAGAAGACGAAUCUCCAAUGCUCUAUAACGAACAGCAGCUCGAGUUUUGGGCUCCUCUCAUCAAGUUCUGGUCGGUUUGGCUUUGGGGGCAUUGGGAGUUUGGAUUUGCCUUCCCUGGGUGCUCACUUACAAUUUGGUACAUUUAAAAACUGGUGGCAGCCGACAGCAGCACACACCAAUGAAGCAGCAACAGCAUUUUUCUCCCCAUUUCUGGGCCUGCAUCCUGUUUUUGUAUCCAACUUUGACAAACUCUGUCCUGUUGCUCUACAACCCCACCCCUCAGGCAAACGGAAGAGGACAGAAACUUCCCCACCACCUGUGAACUCUGCUGUUAAUGUUACCUCGUCAGCAGAAAAACAAAAUAAAGACAAAUCCAAAGCCAAUGGGCUUCUUCUGAGCCUUCAUCGGCCAGUACACCGGAAAACCAUUCAUGAACCAAAAGAACAGCUUUUGAAGAGACCCCAAACUCGUGUCAGUCGCUGCCAGUCGGGGCCCCUGACGGACAGUUCCACUGAUGCUGAGGACAGCAGCAUCAGCAGUGGCAGCAGUGAUCCCGACGACGUGGAGGAAGAAGACCAUCAGAGCAGUGACAGCGAGGACUCUGUCUCCAAGCAAGAGACUGCAGCUAAACGGAAUGUUGAGUUGCUGACACACGGCACUAACAAGAAGAGAUGGAAAAGACCCGGUUCUGUGGAUGGAAAUGCUGCAUGGGAGAGCCAUCAUCCCCACCAUGAUUCUGUUGCUGAUCGGCCUCAGUCCACUGCUCACAGUGCAGAGGGGCCAGACCAGCAGCAUGUCAGCGUCAUACAGGCCACAGGAUCUUUAGCAGAAACCCACAAGGAGAGAAGUCCACUUCCCCAUAAUUCUCCACCCAAUUCAGCUUCUGUCAGAUCUAAACACUACGCUGGUUUUCAUUCAGGGAAGACGCUCACUUCAUCCCCCUCAGCAAGACAAAGCCAUGCCUCUUCCUCUGGAAUUCCCUUCACUAUAAACUCACAUCCAUCUAUUAGUUCUCCCAAAACCCUCUCCCCAUCUUCCUUAACAAAACAAAUAACUCUUUUGACCUCAAAGGAAGCUGGAGGGAAACCAGAAAAUGUUGAUCGCAUGAAGCAAAGCUGUGAACGCUCAUCACUGAAGAACAUCAGAAAACAGUGGCCGUCUACGAAGGGGACUUCCUCUGUUCCACCUAAGAGCCAAUUCUGUGACUCUGACCUGUUCUUAAACCCACGUGGAUGGAUGCAGGAUGCUGUGCAAGAUGCUCCUUUGGCUCUGAUCAAAAAAGCCCCCUGCCAGAGCCACGCCCCCAGCAGCCCCCGUCACCUCCCCGUCAUGAACUUAGACUCCCAACACAGAGAUGUGUUGGAUGCUUCAUCGUUGAAGCCCUCCGUCUCAACUCUUCCACCGCAAUCGCAAAAGAAUAAUGCAGCUCUGAGUGGAGAGAAAAUGUUCACCAAAACGAACUCGUCCAGUUCACCUUUGAACUUAAGCAGAAAUACUAAAUCCUAUUUGCUCUGCAGAAGAGAUUCUUUAGGAGACAAUGAUGAUGAGGAUUCUGGGAGUAGCCUUUCAGAGAACAAUCCUGACACGGUGUCUGAAGGAUCAGAGGAAGAGGUCAAGGAAAGUCUAGAGACGGGAAUGGAAAAUCGUGCUGUUGGGACUCUGCUGAAACCAUCUGAUGCUUCAUUCUCCAGUCAUGGAGAUAUUUCAAACACUUCAGCACACUACUUAUCCCUAAACAAGAUGUUCACAGAGCCUUUAGUUUUACAAAGUGGUGGUCUUUUUAGAUCCACCACAACCACAGGAGUCUUGGAAGAACAAAGCGCCUUUGCAACAAUACAAGGAUCUGGGAUAACGAAGCGAGUCACGGAUGAGAGAACUCUGCAACUGCCACUUGAGUUUGGGUGGAGGAGAGAGACCCGGAUCAGGGCGAUGGCGGGGCAUCUUCAGAGGGAGGUGGCUUACAUCGCUCCAUGUGGAAGGAGACUGCGUCAGUACUCUGACAUUAUGAAGUACUUAAUCAGAUACGGAAUAACAGAAAUUUCCCGGCAUCAUUUCAGCUUGAGUGCCAAAGUUAAAGUUGGUGACUUCUAUGAAGCCAGAGAUGGACCACAGGGUUUGCAGUGGGUUUUGUUGGCUGACGGUGAGAUUGCUCCUGUUAUUGCGGCGAUGAAUGGAAGGCGGAGACAUGGGGCAAAGUCGAAGCAUCAGCUGCAAGGUGAUGGUUCUGGAGCCAAAAAUCCUCAUCUGGAAAAUGUUGUUGACAGCAAAGUACAAAGUGGCGGAGAUGCCAAGUUGUUCCGCAGAAUAGAAGCUCAAGAAAUUGCUCGACGGGCAGCUCAAAUCAAAAUGUGGAGAAAAUUUGAGAAACAGGCCAUGAGACAAGCAGCCAAAGAGGCAAAGAGGCGACAAGCAAUAAUGGCUGCAGAGGAGAGGCAGAAGAAGAGGGAGGAGCUAAAAAUUCUGAAACAACAAGAGAAAAUCAGGCGCAUUCAGCAGAUUCGUACAGAGAAAGAACUCCGUGCACAGCGAAUCCUCGAGGAAAAAAGGAUGAAAAAAGAAGCAGCAGCCAACGCCAGAAUACUUAAAGCUGAGAAACACAAAAAGGAAAAGCAGAUGCAUAAACUUCAAGCCAUCAUGCAAAAGCAGCAGGAACGGGAGAGGCAUAAACUAGAUCUGGAGAGGGAAAGACGCCGGCAGCACAUGGUCAUCAUGAAAGCUUUGGAAGCCCAAAGAAGAUCAGAGGAAAAGGAGCGGCUAAAGAAAGAAAAGCUGAAUGAGAAACGGUUAAAAAGGGAACGGAAACUGGAACACCGAAGAAUAGAAGUGGAAAAGGCAAAAGAGCUGAGGAAGCCAAAAGAGGACAUGUGUUUAACCGAUCACAAGCCUCUUCCAGAGUUGUCCCGGAUUCCUGGUCUGGUUUUACCUGGCAGAGCUGUCUCUGACUGCUUGAUGGUUUUACACUUUCUAUGCAACUUUGGCGAGGUCCUGGGACUGGGUUUGGAUUCAGGCUUGCUCGCCAUCGGAAGCCUUCAAGAGGGGCUUCUUAAUAUCGGGAACAAUAUGCUGUUGGUGCAGGAUCUGCUGGUGAGCCUGCUCUCUGCUGCCGUGUGUGACCCGGGUGUGCCUGCAGGCCACAAGUGCAAAACCAUACUGGGAGAACAUCUGUCUGAUGUUGAGAUCGACAAAGACAAUGCGUCCGAGAUCCUGCAGAUCUUCAUGGAGAGCCACUCGGAUCAGACCCAUGUGGCAGUGCUGGCUGACAGCCUGAAGACCAGGGCCUUUCAGGCUCACACUCCCCCACAGAAAGCCUUCAUGCUGGCGUUCCUGGUCAACGAGCUCUGCUGCAGUAAGGCAGUGAUAUGUGAGAUCCACAAAAAAAUGGAUUUCAUAGCCAAUCUGAGGAAGGAAAAGUGGACCGUCGAGGAAAAGCUUCGCAAACUGAGAAACAGCGACGCUAAGACCACAGGAAUAAAGUCCAGCAGUGCAGGAGAGCAAAGCCACGCCGCUCCCAACCGCUCAGUCAAAACCAAAGGGAACAAAAUAGAAGAUGACAGUGAAGAAGAAGAGGACGAGGGCGAUGACAGUGAAGACCAAGGGGACAAUGAAGAAAUGGUGUCAGAGCUUCAGAGGGAAAUAAGACAGAAGUUGUUCGACUCGUCUCACUCGCUGCAUUCAACAAUGAUUGGCCAGGACCGAUACAAAAGACGCUACUGGAUCCUUCCGCAGUGUGGCGGCAUUUUUGUCGAGGGGAUUGGAAACGACUACGAGGAGGCAGACAAGAAAGGAGGGAUCCAAACCGACGCUCAACCAGAGACUAUCGGAGUGAAGGAUGAGCCCUUCAUUCUAGAUCUCACUUCAGAUAUUUACAGACAAAAGUCAGAGUUUAGGAACAAAGACGUUUUUCUCCAAAAACCAGAAAAAUUCCCAUCCAAACUUGAAGCCAAAAGCGAUCAAGAUCAGGAUGCCAGUGGUCAAAGCAGUCAUUCUCCUGAAGCUCCUUCAAAUCCCACCUCCCAGAUGGAUGAGCCGCCUCUGCUCAGCCCUCCACAGCUGCAGAACUUUAACUGGAUGAACCAUAGCCCUCCAUCCAUCCUUCCUAACGACCAGCCGUCCAAAGUAUCGACUGAUACAAGCGGCGGGUGGUUUAGCCUCCUGCCUCGCUCUCCGUGUGAUGCCUCCUCGAUGACGUCUGACUCCUAUUCAUCAGCCUCUUCCUCUCCAGAAGCCAUCAGGACCACAGUCUUCCCUUUUGCUUCCCCCUCAGCGGCAGACACCAGAUCUGCAAUCAAUAACGUCAAAUCCCCCGGGCCUCAGCAAGUCAAGUCUGACAUUCAUCACGGGGGAAUGACACUGUCUGAUGAGUUCAGUUUGACAGCGAGUCCCAGCCUGUCCUGCUCUGGCACUUCUCUGCCCUCCCCGCCCGUAGAGGUUGAUGGAGACCAAACCAUCAACCCAGAGCUUCACAGAAACCAGCCGGAGGAGCAGGCCACAGGGGGGCGGGACCACCCCUGUCCUCAGCCUAUCACAGGGGAGAUGCUGCAUGGAUGGUGGAAAGUGUCAGACUUGGAGGGUCUGCUGAAGAGCCUCCAUAGCCGUGGCAUCAGGGAAAGGAACCUGCAAAAACAGAUCCUAAAACACAAGGAGCAUCUGAGCCGGCUGUGUCUCAACACCACAGGACUUGAAAGUGUGGCGCCCGGAAAGUCUGACUCCUACAGGAGGAUAAUAGAAAACUGGAGUGUGGAGCAGAAGGCCAAAGAGGUGGACGUCUCUCUACUGCAACAGGUCCAAGCUCUGGAGAGAAGAGUCCUGUCUGCUGACCUGCAGGAUGGGACGUCCCCCGUGGCAGACCGGAUGUGUCAAGGCUAUCGUGAAAACAAAACCUCAUCUUUGGAGAUCAGGAGACGGAAAGAAACCAGCCAGGAGGACGCUCCUGACUCUGUAACGGGACAGGCCGACAAUCCUCUUGAAACAGCUGUCGCCAGGCUGGAGGAGCUGGAGAGGAACAUAAACCAUGCAGCAGCAGCAGCAGCUGGUUCUGAGAGCAGACUGUGGCACAAAGCUCUCAGGCAAGUCCGCGCCUCAGCCCAGCUCUCACUCUGCAUUCAACAUCUGCAGAAGUCCGUCGUUUGGGAGCAAGCCGUCCAGAGAGCGGAAAAAAGCAGAGCUUCACAGCGUAGAGAUCUGCAGAGUCAAACAGCUGGAGGAGGACUGAAACAAAGCUGCCAGCUUGCUGCGCCUGCAUGGCUCAACAUGGAGGCUGCCAGCAGCAGAAGUGGGCAAAAUAGAACUGGAACAGACUUCAAUCCUGCUUCCUGUACCAAAAAAGCCCAAAUAUCAAAGGAUGACAACAGCCAGCUGGCAGUGUGCAGAGUGCUCCUAGCUGAGCUGGAGGCUCAUAAAGAUGCAUGGCCUUUUCUCACACCGGUCAACCAUAAAGUCAUCCUAGGAUACAGGAAAGUCAUCAAGAAACCCAUGGACUUCUCCACCAUCAAGAAGAAGCUCAACAACAACCUGUACUUUGAUCUGGAGACUUUCAUGGCUGACGUCAACCUGGUCUUUGAUAACUGUGAAAAAUUUAACGAGGACGACUCUGAAAUUGGACGGGCUGGCCACAACAUGAGGAGGUUUUUUGAAGAACUUCUACAGUUAAAAAAAUGAAUGACUCCAGUGUGGACUUGUUAAUACGAUCAGACUUUUCUGUGGUGCUAAAGAAAGUUUUCUUUUUUUAAUUUAAAUUGUUAGAUUUGUUACUAAUAAAAGAUGAGCAGAGGAAAGGUCUUCCUUCUGUCUCGAUAUUUAUGUUCAAACGGUUUUUGAUUGCUUUCCUUGGGAAUAAAAAUGUCAUUACAAAAAUGG
Molecule: messenger RNA, 6223 nt
Organism: Oryzias latipes (Japanese medaka)
Lineage: Eukaryota; Metazoa; Chordata; Actinopteri; Beloniformes; Adrianichthyidae
Product: bromodomain adjacent to zinc finger domain protein 2B
Cellular component (GO): chromatin
Molecular function (GO): protein binding; DNA binding
Source: RefSeq, a predicted model, not a curated record